AUGGCAAGCAAGAAGGAGAAGAAGUUAGCGGAGGACCAGCUCGUUCUGAAACGGGUACUGGCUCUUCGAGAUGUGGUGGAAAGGUUCGUCAGCGAUUAUGACCAGCAACGCGAUUCUUCCGAAGUCUCAGUACGACUGGAUACAUUGGACAGGAUAAACAAGGAGUUCAACAAUAUUCAAUCGGAGAUAGAGAAACUGGAUGCAGUGGAGAACUUCGAGCGACACAUCACGAUACGCACCGAUUUUGAGAACCGCUUCUGCAGGUUGAAGGGCUUUCUGCUGUCUAAACGGGAACGAAAUCAUCCUCUUCUAAGCUCUACGAUGUCAUCAUCCUUCGCUUCGGUCCACAACUCUACCAACUUCCAUCAUCGUUUACCAAAAAUCGACCUUCCGAAGUUUAGUGGGGACGAAUCACGCUGGAUAUCGUUCCGAGAUAAUUUCCUUUCCAUGAUCCACAGCAACGAUGAAAUUCCGACAGUUAACAAGCUUCAAUACCUGCUGCAGUCGUUAGAAGGAGAUGCCAAAAAGCCGUUUGAGAGUGUCGAUAUUCAAGCGGACAACUAUGCGUCGACCUGGGAUGCUCUGAUGAAAAGGUACGACGAUAAACGAUUCCUCAGGAAAGAGUUGUUUAGAGGAUUGUUCGAUCUACCAUUGAUGAAGCGUGAGUCGGCACACGAGCUGAAUACUCUUGUCGACGACUUUCAACGGCACGUCAAGGCUUUGGGCAAACUCGGUGAGCCUAUAAAGCACUUGGACACUCCACUCACCUUCAUCCUCUGUAACAAGCUCGAUGUAUCCACGCUGCGUUCCUGGGAGCAUGAAACUCGUCAGAAGGAAGAGGUCAAAUAUGAUGAGUUAGUAGAGUUCCUCAUACAGCACGUACGAAUGCUCAAGUCAGUUUCCAGCGAUCUACAGCAUCGUUCCCAAGGGGCUACCAUCAAGGUGGCUGGUACAAUUCCCAAAAAAUCGACUUCAGUCAAGUCCAUUGCAAACGCUGCAACGAAUGAAUCUAAUUCGAACGCUCUACAAUGCCAUGCCUGCUCACAGAAGCACCAACUCUAUCAAUGUCCAACGUUUGCCAAUCUUAGUGUCAAGCAACGUCUAGAAUUGAUCUCCCAGCGAAGCUUGUGUUGGAACUGCUUCCGCCCAAAUUACCAAGCAAAGAUCUGCAAAUCUAAGUUCUCGUGCAGAACGUGUCACGCUAGGCACCACACGUUGUUGCAUGACCAAGCUGCUCCAAAGAUCACACCAAAUCCUGCCACCAAAUCAACUCCUGCUAACUCGUCUAAUUCUGCUCCGCAACAACAAACUCCAUCCACGUCGGGGAACGUGGGGACCGCUGGAUCAUCUAAUCCACCCGAAGUGAACCUCUCCGUUCAAUCUCGCCAUAGUACGGUCCUACUGGAAACGGUUGUUCUAACCAUCGUCGACAAACACGGCAAGGAACUUCGUGUUAGAGCCCUACUCGAUUCAGCAGCGAUGUCCAACUUCAUCACGAAGAAACUGGCAAACACACUUGCCACCCGUCAAGCUUCCGUGGACAUUGCUGUUGCUGGAAUUGGAGAAUCCGUCAAGUAA
Ochlerotatus camptorhynchus is the source of this 1578-nucleotide messenger RNA. RefSeq lists its product as uncharacterized. The record is from RefSeq and is a predicted model, not a curated record. Lineage: Eukaryota; Metazoa; Arthropoda; Insecta; Diptera; Culicidae. The transcript has a single exon. The coding region runs from base 1 to 1578 and encodes 525 amino acids.